UUCGAGCCGGGCGUCAGUGACUUCGCGUCCGCCGAUCCGAUCGGAUCCUCUUCAAAAAGUGCGCGCGUUCUUCCGUUCGGCCAGAAGAUAGUCGGGCAAAUUGGACUAUUCGAUCGCAUUUACGGAACCGGCGUUGAACGUGCGGAAAUAAUUGGAGUACUUCCUUUUGGACCACCGUGAUGCAGCCCGACCUCGGCCGACAAGGUGUCUGAAGGAUAUCCCCAGGAUUUUUUUCCACCUCUUUCUCUGGCCUUCGCCUUUCCUCGCGGGAUACGGUAGGUCCUGCUCGCGGACUACCAAGAUGCAGCUCAGACCCAGUUAUCGAGGCGUCUGAAGGCACCCCGCGGCCCGCGCACGGCUCGGCAUAAAGCAAUAAAAGCGCCCGCGCGCCACGAGAUAUAUCUCGCGAGGCUCGCGUAAGAAAACGGCGAAAGAAAGCCGACCGCACCGGUAAAUCAUAAACGCCACGGGGAUCGAACCCCACGGGAGAUAACUGCCUUCGCGUCAGGAGAUAGAAAGAAAGAGAGAGAGGAGCAACGGCUCGGUUAACCAAGCGGGAUUCAUCAUUCGAUCGCGCGUCCAUCGGAUCCAUCUAUCCUCGGACGCCUCGGCAGCGCUCGAAAACGAAACAGCCCGGAAGAGGGGCCCCGUUCGUCGUUCAUCAUCGGGUACAGGACGUCCGGAAGAGUACCUCGGCCGCGCGCGCGCGCGGAGAGACGGUCUUCAUCGUUCGCCAUCCUUGCUCGCCAUCGUGGACAUCGUUGAUAGACCCUGAUAGCUUCGUCUAAGAAUAUACACUUACGCGAGCAUAGACAGCCUUUCAUCCUCGCGAGCGAGUGAUCAUCACGGAUAUACUGCCAGUAAAUCGUAAUAGUCUAAGGAGAGAUGCGUUGCCAGCCAGCGUUCACUCUACGCAACAAUUGAGGAUAUUAUCGAUAGAUCGUGAUAGUUUUGCCGUAACGCGUUUGCGCUACCGUCCUGAUCAACCGAGGGAGGAUAUGAUCCACCGCAUGUGUGAAAAGUGUAACGCGGAAAGUGGUAAACUCGCGAGCGGAUCGACAUCGAUCGUCUUAACAGUGCCGCCGAUUCGCGAUCGAUCGGCUCGUUCGACGCGGUGUUUCGUCGACGGUGUUUCGUGAUCCUCGAUCUCACUACGCGCUGUUGCUCCAGGCAACAGUUUAGUGGCUAGUGAACGGAGUUUCACGUAUUAUUUAUAACGGGCCGGGGAUCAACGAGGCGACUUUAAUAUCCGCUGCAAAUCAAUUUCAUGCCGUUUCGAUGAACGAAAUCGAUUUUAUCGCUCGAGCCAGAUGUAAAAGUAACGAUCGCUUAGUUCAUCGAGAAUGUACAAUUGGAUCUCUCUUUCCUCUUCGCGUGCGACAAUUUUACGCGAGGAUUGCCUGACGCUCGCAAAGUGUCGAAAAUAACUCCUCGCCGAGAGGGUUAAUGUCACUAUCAUCGCACCGCGAGACGGAAAGUGACGGUCGCCGAGCGGCCGCGGCGGAGUGACAUAAUUGAAGAAGAAAGUGCCAGCGCAUCCAAGCCCGUUAUUAAGCGGUAUAAUGAGCGGGUACCGAGAGGGGAACGAAGAUGCCUUCGAAAGCAAGCGUCGUGCUCGCUCCGCCGCCACGGGGAUUAAAUGACGCUGAGCCCUCGAGCUGUCCAGCGUUACCCUGAAGAGGACUGUCUCAUCCGAAUCAGUAUUCAUCGCGUCAGUUUCCUGAUCCCGACACACUUUGUGAUCCCUCGCCGGCUUAUUCAAACUGUGCACGUUUCGCCUCGAUGUCCUGCGGGAACGUUCGCGCGGUGACACUGUCUCGAAACUUGUGAGAUCAUGUCGUCGAACGGUGAAUUCUCGACGAUGUCCAGCGAGGAGAUGCCUUCGCUCCCCAAAUCCCUGCCGAGCUCGAGGGAGGCCACCGCCGAGGGUGGUUCCGGUUCCAGCGGCGGAUAUAUGCCGCUACGGGAGUUCCUGGAUCGGUUCUCGUUACCAAGGGUCGUCAGACUCGAGGGUACCGGCGGCAGGCCGGUGCUCCUGUACAAGCAGCAACAGCGAUCGCUGAGAGUCACGGCGAGCCUGCUGAUCCACCGGUACCGGCAUGACGUCAAGGUGGGACCGGAGAUCGUCAUCCCGGAGGGUUAUCCAGGAUGGUUUUCUGUGAUAUCUGGCAAUAACACGACGGGCAGCGCGCGCGUCUAUCGAAGGAUAGAUUCCUUGGUGAAGACGGGGGUACCUGCUUUUCUAUUGGCGACACCUCUGAGAGGCUACACGUUGACACACUCGAAAAUGGAGAAUGGAAAUCUGCGGGCCCAUUACACGAAGACGACAAUCAGAGCCGGCGAGAUAUUACGACUCGUGGCGGUCUUCCAGGAUACGAGGCGAUGCAGCUCGGUCUCCUUCAGCAUUUCCGGCGGCUGCCCCGAAAAAGACCAGUACGCGCAAUGCAUCGACCUUCACGGACAAGAGGUGUUCGCCUCGCUGUCGACCAGAGGCGAGUUCUAUGCGAUCUGUCAGAGCGGAAGCGUCGACACCGGAAGCGACGCGGUGCUCUACAAGGUUCAUCACCUCGCCAAGAGACAACUGCCUCUCAGAGUACGAUUGAUAGCGGGACCGUUGCCAGUGCCAUUGCCAAAGGAGUACGGCGGUCUAAUGCAACUGGAGACAUCGACGCGUGGUCCGAUAGUAUUGGGCUGCGUCGUUCCUGAGAGACCGGUGCACAAUCCGGAAAUGCUCGAAUUGGUCGUGACCGGUAACGGAGCACCAAGAGUGCGAAGAGCUCGAUUGGGUUACCCUUCGGAAGCGAGAUUGCUGGCCUCCCCGAAAAUGCAACGAUUACUAUCAGCUUGCAGCCAAACGGUUGGAGAUCGAGCAACGGAACCGCGAGUAGCGCCCACGAAGUUGCACCCGCCGACCGUGGACAGCUUGAAGGAAAUGCAUCUGAAAAAGAUCAAGCCAAAAUCAGAGACCAAGCCAAUUUUGCAGAGCCUGAAGGACGGGCUGGAGCACCUGAAGCGGAGUUCCGUCAAAGAACGGAACCAACAGACAAAGCAGAGCACCGGGAACGGUAUUCUGGACAGAAUCUCGAAACUCACUCAGGGUAACAGAAAUCGAAACCCCGCGAAGAAAUCGGCCUCGUUCACGUUUGCGGUGAGGCCGGAGAUAGCCAUGAGAUCUCAGGAGCGUUACUCCAGUCUAGAACCGGAAACUACCUCUCAUCAGACCAGCCAGAAUCGAAACACCAAGCAGCCGGUACAGAGAUCCGUAUCAACCAGCGUGUUGGAAAUACCGUGCGUCGAGCUACAGCCUAAUUACUCUCACGUAAGGGACAGUCUAACGCCGCUGCCGUCACUACCGAAGCUGGUCAGGACCAGCAACAACAAAACCGAGGAAAUCUAUGCCGAGAUCUGCGAUACCGCGACGGCGAACCAGGCGCAGAAAUGCCCGGGAAGCCACGUGAUGGCGCGAAUCAGGAUCGUCGUGCAGGGCAACGAUUCGUCUUUUGGGGCGCACAACGUGAUCAGCAAUGAAAGAUAUAUGAACUCAAUGGUAACAGGCGAACAAAUUGACUCGAUCAUCAGUACAGAGGACGAAGUGAUCUAUAAUACUGUAUUCUAAAAUUAAGAUGAUAUACAAAAUACAAUUAUGAUGCUCAUACGCAAAUGAAAGAGAUUUCGUUGUAACUCGAGACAUUAAUGUAUGGAAAUCCCUAAAGUGUAGACAAACCGGCUGUGUUUAUCGCGCGCACUACGCGUACGAUCAACUUUCUAUCGAGAUGUAUUAUAUUAGAAACCAUAUUUAAAAAAUUACCAGUAUUUUUGUAGAAAAAUACAGACAUCUUCUGUAUAUAUCUUUGCCAUACUAUUAAUGUACUAACAAUUGGGAUAAGAACGCGCUUUAGAAAUGUUUCUUAGAACAACGAUUCGCUCAAAUUAAUUACAAAUGUAAGCGUAACUUGCGUCAAAAUAAAAUUUGUCUAAUUUUUAUUAAAUCCAAAAAUGUCUACAGAAAUAGAACAAUAAUGUAAAAAGAAAAACAAUGAUUCUGUUUGUAUGAAAAAAAUAUAUAUUUUAUGUCUUUUUUAA
Molecule: messenger RNA, 4083 nt
Organism: Temnothorax curvispinosus
Lineage: Eukaryota; Metazoa; Arthropoda; Insecta; Hymenoptera; Formicidae
Exons: 6
Coding region: 1835-3616 (593 amino acids)
Source: RefSeq, a predicted model, not a curated record